Acaulospora colombiana is the source of this 486-nucleotide messenger RNA. The record is from the annotation of a GenBank genome assembly. Lineage: Eukaryota; Fungi; Glomeromycota; Glomeromycetes; Diversisporales; Acaulosporaceae.
CAUCCGGAACCGUUACAGGACCAGAACGAGGGUCCAUUUCUCUGGGGGGAUCCCCUAUAUAAUCGGUUUUUUGCCCAUUCUUACUCGUCCUCAACCCCAAUCACCCUUCUUACACCCGAGACACUUGUAGGCAUGCGAGUUUUCCUGUCUAUUUACCCAUUGGCUUGCCUCGCAGUCCUAGUUUCUGCACUCGUUCCAGUCCACGAUUCAAACGCGCUCGUGGUGAAUGAGAAUAACUUGGUGGCCCCUGACUCUGUCAUUGAAGUACUCGAUACCGUCCAACUUGGUGGCGGUGGUGAUGAUGACCCGGAGGAGGAAUGCGACGUCGGCGACGAUGAUGUCGAAGGGAAGUUUGCUCGUAAUGACCCCCAAGCUGCAGGUGCGGAAUGGUUUCAAGGGCAGCGGGUCUAUUCUGUCAGUCCAAUCUUUGUCUGGGCACCCCCAAUGACAAUACUGGUGGAUAUUGCCGCUUCAACGCUGCAUCAG